Molecule: messenger RNA, 1784 nt
Organism: Pogoniulus pusillus (Red-fronted tinkerbird)
Lineage: Eukaryota; Metazoa; Chordata; Aves; Piciformes; Lybiidae
Gene: C1GALT1C1
Product: C1GALT1 specific chaperone 1
Exons: 2
Coding region: 422-1378 (318 amino acids)
Molecular function (GO): N-acetylgalactosaminide beta-1,3-galactosyltransferase activity
Source: RefSeq, a predicted model, not a curated record
UGGUAACGUUUUUCUGCUGAAGCACCAGCAAUGGUUUCCUAAGCCCGGAAGGGUCAAGCGGUCGACGCUCUGGCAGAUCGCUCUGCCCAGGCAGCGUGGCUCCGGCGGGAGCGGCUGCAGGCAGCGUUUCCCCGCAAGAUGGCAGGGCUGCCCCGCCACGGCGUUCCUCCUCCGCCGGGUGGGCAGCCGCUCGUCGCCAAACGCCGCCGUGCCCCUGCAGAAGGGGAAGCCGGCAGCACACGGGCCCGGUCCUGGAACCCCAAGGGUGCUGAGGCGACCCCGCCUUUUACUCCAGUCCUCUCCCGCCUCUCCCUGACUGGAGCCUCCAGGCGCGCCUGUCCCGCCAGCCCUGAGGACGCCCGCCCGCGGUGAGGGCCGCCCGCCGAAGGCACUGCGCGGGAAACAGCCGCCACAGGAAAAAAUGACUUCUGAAAGCAGCUCCUUUAUGAAGGGUGUGGUACUUGGAGGAGUAUUCUGCAUGUUGGUUACACUCCUUGGACAUAUUAAAGUGGGCCACGGGACUAAAGCGCAUCACCACGAGCACCAUCACAUCCAGGCUCCCAACAAAGAAGAUGUCUUAAACCUUUCAGAAGGUGAACGGUUGGAGCUUAGUAAAAGUGUCCGUGUUUACUGCAUCAUCCUUGUGAAACCCAAAGAUCUGGGGCACUGGGCUGCAGUGAAAGAGACAUGGAGCAAGCACUGCGACAAGGCAGAAUUCUACAGCUCUGAAAACGUCAAAGUGUUUGAUUCUGUGGCUGUCAACACAAAUGAUAUAUGGGUGAUGAUGAGAAAAGCUUACCAGAUAACAUAUGAACGCUAUAAAGAUGAAUUCAGCUGGUUCUUCCUUGCAUAUCCAACAACAUUUGCUAUUAUUGAAAACCUCAAGUAUUUCUUACUGAAAAAAGACCCCUCACAGCCUUUUUAUAUAGGUCACACUGUGAAAUCUGGUGACCUCGAGUAUGUCGAUGCUAAGGGAGGAAUUGUGUUGAGCAUUGAGUCACUAAGAAGACUCUCCCGUGUUCUUGAAGACUCUGACAAGUGUCCAGAGCAGGGAAGUAUGAUUUGGAAACUUGAGGAGGAUAAACAGCUGGCAAUCUGCCUGAAGUACACUGGAGUGUUUGCAGAAAAUGCAGAAGACUCAGAAGGAAAAGAUGUCUUUAACACUCAAUCAGUCAGUGCUCUCAUUAAGGAAGCAAUGGCUACUCACCCUCAGCAGGUGGUCGACGGCUGCUGUUCUGACAUGGCCAUCACCUUCAGCGGCCUGGCCCCAAACCACAUGCACGUGAUGAUGUACGGUGUGUACAGACUGAGACCCUACGGCCACACGUACAACGAUGCACUUGUCUUCUUGCCACCUGCAGGCUCAGACAAUGACUGACAUCUCUUCACAGGAGACCUGGAAUGGAGUCAGCUCUUCUGGUGACACAUUUUGUACUGACAGAUUCAAUUUUUGUAUCUAGCAGUACUGGCAUACUUUUUUGGGAUUUUUUUGCACGUUUAGGUUUGUGGAAGGAGAACUUUUUUUCUAUAUCUUUUAUACAGAAAUGCUUCUGGGUUUUGACAGUGCUGGAAUGAAAUGAUCAAGUUGUUUAUGACACAAUGAAAUUAAGUUUAUAUGGGGGGUUUGUACAUGUAAAUAUUUAUUAAUGAAAACUCUAGCGACCUUUAGUCUACUGGUAUAUUUUUACAAGACUUGAUUCUUUCCCUUCUUCCAGACAUUUCUAGAAUGUCUUUAUAUCUUUCUAAGAUGUACCAAUAAAAAUGACCACAGCUUCAGACUCUGA